CCUCUCGCUCCCUCUCUCUCAUCCCUCUCUCUCUUUAGGGGUGGAGCGUUUCAUUUCAUUUCUUCUCAUUUCUUUCUGGUGAAAUCGUCAUCACAUCAGUCUGACAAACACAGAAGUUGCAUGUAAAGCUUUAUUGUUGCUGGAUGAAGUCACGCUAAACACAUACACAUUUCUCCGUUCCGUUUUCGUCCAGCGUGUCUUUAAAACUCGCACAUUUCUCCCGUUUUCUUUUCUUUUUUGGGAGUCGCUUCAUGUCUGUUUGCCAAGAGACAACGUGUCGAGGGAAAUAUUGUCCUGCAAGAGCCAAAGAAAAACUCUGAGGAACUUUAUAUCGGUUGGAGCAGCUUUUCAGUGUUUUAUUUCGGUGUAAUCGUUGAGUUUGGCGUGUUUGGUGGAACGCUCGCCGCUGGCGUCACGAGUUUGGCCCCGCCCCCUCAUCCCUCAUUCCAUAAUUACACGUUCUGAACUUCUCUCUGCAUCCCAACCGGUUCCAGACCAGCAGUCCGGGCUGUUUCGGUAACCAUGGCGACCCGAGGCCACGCCUCCAGCUCGUUAAUGAGCAACCACACGAAGGAGCGAGUGACCAUGGCCAAGGUCACUCUGGAGAACUUCUACAGCAACCUCAUAACCCAACACGAGGAGCGUGAGAUGAGGCAGCAAAAACUAGAGAAGGUGAUGGAUGAGGAGGGACUGCCUGAUGAAGAGAAGCGUGUGCGGCGCUCCCAACACGCUCGUAAAGAGACCGAGUUCCUCCGUCUGAAGAGAACUAGACUGGGUCUGGACGACUUCGAGUCUCUGAAGGUGAUUGGACGAGGAGCGUUCGGAGAGGUGCGUCUAGUUCAGAAGAAAGACACCGGUCACGUUUACGCCAUGAAGAUCCUUCGCAAAGCCGACAUGCUGCAGAAAGAGCAGGUGGGUCAUAUCCGGGCGGAGCGGGACAUCUUGGUUCAGGCAGACAGUCUGUGGGUGGUGAAAAUGUUCUACAGUUUUCAGGAUAAACUGAAUCUUUACUUACUCAUGGAGUUCCUGCCGGGAGGUGACAUGAUGACGCUGCUGAUGAAGAAAGACACCCUGACGGAGGAGGAGACGCAGUUCUACGUGGCCGAGACGGUUCUGGCCAUCGACUUCAUCCAUCAGCUGGGCUUCAUUCACCGAGACAUCAAACCAGACAACCUGCUGCUGGACUCCAAGGGUCAUGUCAAGCUGUCUGAUUUCGGCUUGUGCACGGGCCUCAAAAAAGCGCAUCGGACCGAGUUUUACCGCAACCUGAACCACAGCCAAUCAAACGACCUCACGUUUCAGCAUAUGAACUCCAAGAGGAAGGCGGAGACGUGGAAGAGAAACAGGAGGCAGCUGGCCUUCUCCACCGUGGGAACGCCGGACUACAUCGCUCCCGAGGUCUUCAUGCAGACCGGAUACAACAAGCUCUGCGAUUGGUGGAGCCUGGGCGUCAUCAUGUACGAGAUGCUGAUUGGCUACCCUCCGUUCUGCUCAGAAACUCCUCAGGAGACCUAUAAGAAGGUGAUGAGCUGGAAGGAGACGCUGGUGUUUCCUCCGGAGGUGCCGAUCUCGGAGCGAGCCAAAGAGCUGAUCCUGCGCUUCUGCUGCGAGGCCGAUCAUCGCAUCGGCGCGGCCGGCGUGGACGAGAUCAAGAGGAACGGCUUCUUCGAGGGCGUCGAUUACGAUCACAUCAGAGAGAGACCUGCGGCGAUCCCCAUCGAGAUCAAAAGCAUCGACGACACGUCAAACUUCGACGAGUUUCCGGAGUCUGACAUCCUGCAGCCGACAAGUCCGGCGGUGGCGAGCAACCAUCACCCGGAGUCGGACUAUAAGAAUAAGGACUGGGUUUUCAUCAACUACACAUACAAGCGCUUCGAGGGUCUGACGGCCAGAGGAGCCAUACCGUCCUACAUGAAGAGCGGGAAAAGAUGAAUACUGGAGCGGACGGCAGGUAUUCAGGGCCGUGUGGAAAGAAAACCGGAAGUUUUAGUCCAUCUACCGAAAACACUACCAAAGAAAACAUUUCCAUAUCCAGUCUUGUCCGUAGAAAAACACUUUUACAACGCUGGAUAUUUCAACUGCUUUUUAUUUAUGCUUUUCUGCUCAUCAGGAUUUAAUUUUUAUGCUGGAAAUCUUUAUUUUGUCGGUAAGUUUUAGCAGAUCUAAUACCAAAAACACUUCAUUUGUAGCUCUGAAGUGCUGUGGGUAUUUAAAGCUUUAUAUAAAAUAUAUAUAUUACAUACACACACACACACACGAUUCUACAGAACUGGUUCAAAGUCAAAGCUGGAAACGUCUUGGAAAAAAAUGUCGUUUUCCACAAAUUUUGUAUGUAUGCAAAUUGUAUAAUAUCCAAGGUACACAUUUCUAGUAAUUGUACAGUUAAUUCUCAUAUUGUAUUUUCAGAAAGUUUUGGAAUAUUUUUCAUCUCCCCAAAUUUGUCACUACCGAAACACAAUAAUAAUUAAUUUAUUAAGAAGAGUCACAUUGACCUGUUAAGAUUCUGUUAACAUCUACCUUGUGAAUAUAUUUUUUGCUAUUUUUUUUUUUUUUAAAUGUUUUCACAGGUAAAUCAAAAACAAUUACAAUUUUAACAAUAUUUCAAGUGUAAUUUAUGAGAUUUGUUGUAUUUUGAAUCCAGUCUUUCUUUGUAAAAGGCAUAAAGUUUAUCAUACUGAUUUCAAAGUGAAGGAUUCAUUAGUUUGAAUAAACAUUGAACCAAACACUAUAAUAACAUCUUAGUUGAUAAUACUUUAUUUUUGACAAAACAUCCCAUGUUUCGGUCGUGACUGCACAUUUUCGGUAGUGACAGUAUGUGUUGGUAGUGACCACAUCACAUGACACAAUUUAACUCACAUACUAAAACAAAUAUCAUUUUCACAAGUUGAAAUUUAGGAGUUAGGGAUCGGGACAAACACCUGUCAAUUGAAAGUACCCAAUAAAUGAUGAUUUUAUAUAUAUUAAUCUUACUGAUAUUUUAAAUAUUAUUGCGGAAUUCAGUAGAUAAUAGGAGGAUCUUAGUAAACGUCCAAGGUUUGAAUACUUAAAUGCUUUUUAAAUGUAUUUCUUGGUUACAGGACAGCAGUUUACACCAAUUCUGUAGAAUGGCCGAUAUAGUGCCUUAUAACAUCAUAUAGUGAUGAUAAAUCACUUUAUCAUACAGUUUAUUUUGAAUUAUAAUGACAAAUUAUGGGUGCAGCCCCAUUGAUGCAGUAGUAUUAAUAUGAUAUUGAUGCAUGUGAACGCAGGUGUUUGAAGCUUUCUGACGUUCAUUGCUGUAUUUGUAUAUACAUUAGGUUUGACUGGUGCUGAUUUGACUGUCAAAGGUACGAUGGGAGGGUCACAUGGUAUGGCGCCUUCAUAAGCUUUGAGCGAAUGGAUGUACUGGUGUCGGUACGGUUGAUUUUAUGUGCGCAGAUGUGUCACACAGGCUGUAGAAGCUUUAAAUUCAACGGUAGAUUCUUGGAAAAUAUUUCCAGAUUUUUUUUCAUUUUUUUUUUUUCAAUUUUCUAGCAUGCAGUGCAUCAUUAAAUAUUUUUAUAUUGAUAUUUAACCGUCUUUAUUUGUAUCUGCAGCUGUAGUUUGUAAAGACAGACGUGUGUGUGUGUGUGUGUUUAUAUCUUCAGUAUCAGUAUCUUCUCUUCAUGUCCAGAAACUCAUUUAAAGUUUAUAAAUAUAUACAAUAAAAAUGUUACAUGCUUUUUGA
Molecule: messenger RNA, 3706 nt
Organism: Ctenopharyngodon idella (grass carp)
Lineage: Eukaryota; Metazoa; Chordata; Actinopteri; Cypriniformes; Xenocyprididae
Gene: stk38b
Product: serine/threonine kinase 38b
Exons: 13
Coding region: 523-1932 (469 amino acids)
Biological process (GO): peptidyl-serine phosphorylation; intracellular signal transduction
Molecular function (GO): protein serine/threonine kinase activity; ATP binding
Source: RefSeq, a predicted model, not a curated record